Actinia tenebrosa (Australian red waratah sea anemone) is the source of this 2305-nucleotide messenger RNA. RefSeq names its product bifunctional arginine demethylase and lysyl-hydroxylase JMJD6. Gene Ontology annotation, cellular component: nucleus; cytoplasm. Gene Ontology annotation, biological process: phagocytosis. Gene Ontology annotation, molecular function: P-TEFb complex binding; histone H4R3 demethylase activity. NCBI's taxonomy places the organism in Eukaryota, Metazoa, Cnidaria, Anthozoa, Actiniaria, Actiniidae. The record is from RefSeq and is a predicted model, not a curated record.
CCAUAGUUAUAGCAGCUGAUGGAGUGGAUCACAAGAGUUAUUCUCUUAAUGUCGAGUUGCCCAGAAGUUCAAGUGUUUGGGUGGCAAAUGACAGAGAAAGAAGCAUUGUGUUUAACUAUGCUGGAGACGUUGAAGCUGAUUCGUGGAGUAUCAAGAUAGUACGAGGAAGGGAUGGAGCAGUAGUGAGGGAAUGGCUCAGGGAAAUUAUUCUACAGAAAGCAAAUCGUAGAGCAUCAUCAUCCUCAUCAUCAGCGGAAUCAUCACCAUUAUCUUUGUCACCCUUCUUUACUUUCGAAAAAUCAAUUAUUGUUUCCCGAUACUUCCAAACCGACAAAUAUUUCGUCGAAAUUUGUGGGAAUUUUAUCGGUUCGACACAUGUUGGCAGCAGACUGUGUACCAAGAGCGAACAAUUUCUUAUUGAAGGUGUAUUAAAGUCAGAUGAUAGUAAAGACAAGGAGAAACACGAAGAACGUUUCUUAUCACAGCAACGAGAAGCAGAGAACAGCCUGCACAAUGUAGACCUGGAAGAGAUAUGGCCGGUGAAUGGCACACGAUGUACAGUGCAUAGAAUACAUCAACCAACUAAAGAAAGAUUUGUAGAAGAAUGUAUGGAACCAGGAAUACCUUGUAUCGUUACUGGUGUGAUGGACAAAUGGAAAGCCAUGAGAGCCUGGAGGUUAGAAAAAUUCCAAAACGACCCAAGAAUAAAGGAAGGUGUUUAUAUAGGACAACGUGAAGAAAUGAUUCCUCUACGCGUAUACUACGAUUACAUUAAAAACCACGCGCACAAAAACAAAUCCAAAUGGAUGGUGUUUAUGCCGGAUGUGUUUGAUUUGUAUCCAAGCUUGUCGCAAGAUUACACUGUCCCAGAUUUCUUUUCGGAGGACGAUGAUUUUAUGACUAAAGUUGAUGAAGAUUUACGUUUGGACUGGCGUUGGAUAAUCAUGGCUCCAAAGAAGAGCGGUUCAGGAUGGCACGUUGAUCCUGCUAACACUACAAGAUGGCUAGCACUUGUUACAGGCGCUAAACUCUGGGGUCUCUAUCCUCCGAGCCAAUACCAUAUUCCUGGUGUAAAGAACAAUUAUUACCAAAAACGAGAUUAUGAAAUGGAUGAUGCGUAUAACUGGUGGGUCUACACCAGACCACAUUUGUUUUCUAAACAGCCCCUGGAAUGUGUACAGAAGGCCAGAGAGAUGAUGUUCAUCCCGAGUGGCUGGUGGCAUUCUGUCGUCAAUCUUGAUGAUACUGUAGCAGUCACACAAAACUUCUGUAAUAAAUAUAGUUUCAAGUCAUGUUUAAAAGAACUCAAAGAACAAGCAGACAGUGAUGGGUUGUUCAUAGGAAAAACAUUCGAACAACUGAGAGACCUUUACAGCAACCAGUACCAGGGAUACUUCGACAAGGAUGAUAUGAACUUCCACGCCCCCGAGACAGGAAUCGGGAAGACUGCACAUGAAAUCAAAGAGAAGAGAAUAGAGAAACUAAAAGAAAUAUUAUCUGGGAAAUAUUGAAAAUCACACACAGCUGACAAAGAAUGGGUUCAUAAUUCUUUACAACUCAAAACAAGAUUGGAUACGUGAUUAGUAUCCGCCAUAUUGGAUGAAGUACAAGGGAAGGAAUACCGGAGCAAAAGAAAUUUUUUGUCUUAUUGAAAUAUUAAAAAUCAAAUGCAGUUGACAAAUAAGGAGAGACGCACAUCUCGCCGAAACGUGUUUUUUUUUUAAAGCACUUGUCAUCAUAUAUAUAUAUCAUCAUAUACAUAUCAUAUUUUCAUGUAAGAAUUCUACAGAUAGUGCUACUUAAAUUUUAAAAAAUAACGAUUUUAUCAACGUUGCGUUUACUUUGUGAUCAUCAAACCUUCGUGAAAAAUAGGCAGCCAAAUGUGUGCAUAUAAUAUAAUUAUGAUUAUGAUAUUACUGUAAUAAACUUAUUUUCCCUGUUAACCUUUUGGUUAUUAGCUGUCACCUAUCUCUAAGUUAUUAAAUAGAUAAACUUUAUUUAAUCACGCUAACAUAUACGACAAAUUAAGCUGAUUCCCAAUAUGGGCGUGCAGAUAAAAAUCUUAAUUAUGAUAUAAUAUAAAUUGUACAAUUAAAUAAAAGGCUAAAGAUAAAAAUAUGUGUAAGGCCAAAGGAUAAGAGUUUGUUGUGAAACGAGACUAGAGAGUGACUCACAGUUGCGUACAUCAAAUAUAGCUUAUCUUUGGGGGCAGGGGUCGGCAAACUCUGUUAAGGGAUGCCAAAACCUGAAUUCUUAAAAAACGUUUCAGUUAUGGUGGUGAUUAUGGAAUUCUUUACCUACGUUU